Molecule: messenger RNA, 1556 nt
Organism: Terrapene triunguis (Three-toed box turtle)
Lineage: Eukaryota; Metazoa; Chordata; Testudines; Emydidae
Gene: WDFY2
Product: WD repeat and FYVE domain containing 2
Exons: 12
Coding region: 56-1258 (400 amino acids)
Molecular function (GO): metal ion binding; protein binding
Source: RefSeq, a predicted model, not a curated record
GUUGCUGCAGACCGGCGCCGCCCCCUGCCGCAGUCGGAGCCCGCCGGCGCUGCCCAUGGCCGCUGAGAUCCAGCCCAAGGCGCUGACCCGCAAGCCCGUCCUGCUCAGCAAGGUGGAGGGUUCCCAGGAUGUAGUGAGCAUGGCCGCGAUCGUGCCCAAGGAGGACGGGGUCAUCAGCGUCUCCGAGGACAGAACUGUCCGUGUGUGGCUGAAGAGAGAGAGUGGACAAUAUUGGCCUAGCAUAUACCAUGCAAUGCCAUCUCCAUGUUCAUGCAUGUCUUUUAACCCGGAAACAAGAAGGCUGUCCGUAGGUCUAGACAAUGGUUCAAUCUCAGAGUUUAUUUUAUCAGAAGAUUACAACAAGAUGACACCAGUCAAAAGUUACCAGGCUCACCAAGGCAGGGUUAUGAUGAUUCUGUUUGUCCUGGAGAUGGAAUGGGUGUUAAGCACAGGACAGGACAAGCAAUUCACAUGGCACUGCUCGGAGAGUGGGCAGCGGCUCGGAGGGUAUCGCACCAGUGCCGGGGCCUGCGGCCUGCAAUUUGAUGUUGAGACCCGACAUGUGUUUAUAGGUGAUCAUUCUGGGCAGGUAACCAUUCUCAAACUAGAGCAAGAGAACUGCAGCCUUGUCACAACAUUUAAGGGACAUACAGGUGGUGUCACUGCUCUUUGUUGGGACCCAGUGCAGCGAGUUUUGUUCUCAGGCAGUUCGGAUCAUUCCAUUAUUAUGUGGGACAUAGGAGGAAGAAAAGGAACAGCCAUUGAAUUACAAGGACACAACGAUAAAGUUCAGUGUCUCUCCUAUGCUCCCCACACAAGACAACUCAUCUCUUGUGGUGCAGAUGGUGGAAUUGUUAUCUGGAAUAUGGAUGUUGAGAGACAGGAGACACCGGAGUGGUUGGACAGUGACUCUUGUCAAAAGUGUGACCAGCCUUUCUUCUGGAAUUUCAAACAGAUGUGGGACAGUAAGAAAAUAGGCCUUAGACAGCAUCACUGCCGGAAGUGUGGGAAAGCAGUGUGUGGCAAAUGCAGCUCUAAGCGCUCCUCCAUACCACUGAUGGGAUUUGAGUUUGAAGUGAGAGUCUGCGAUAGCUGUCACGAAUCGAUAACGGAUGAGGAACGUGCACCCACAGCUACUUUCCAUGACAGUAAGCACAACAUUGUCCAUGUACACUUUGACGCAACCAGGGGAUGGUUAUUGACUUCCGGGACAGACAAGAUUAUUAAGUUGUGGGAUAUGACACCAGUAGUGUCUUGAUGAUACGUCAGUGGAACUUAAAAGGUGGUAUUUACUGAAGAAACAGAUUUCCUAACCCUAAUCGUAUUGCAGAAGAUAAACGCUGUGUGUAUAUGGCAGAUAAGGAAGGAGCUAACACAUCUGUGAUGAUUUUUCAAGUCAUCGGCUAGAUCAAGGGUGAACAUUUGCACGAAGACUCUAUUUCAACUUUGUUCUCAAAAUAUCCGAGAAGGUAUUUUUUUAACUAACGGUUUGUACGAUCUGGCUAUGUUCAGUUAUUUUGAGUUUAUCUGGAAAAUCUGUGUGCAGUGCAAUUUAG